AUGACUGACUCCAGCGAGGAUGCUCUGGAGCUUGACGAGGAUCCCUCACAGCGCAUCUUAAAGCCACGGGUGAUUUCAGUCCCAAAAGGGACCCUGAAGCAGAUCUUUGGGACCAGCCAAGUGUUCCAGGACUUCGAUGAACCCAAACCAAAGCCCAAGGGGAUAACGGUGCCCCUCAAAGUCAGGCAGUACUACUUCCAAGGCCAGACGUGCUUAGAGCAAGAAGACUGGGAGAUGGCCGUGCUGUUCUUCUCCCGUGCCCUCCACCUGGAUCCCAAGCUGGUAGACUUCUAUGCCUUGCGGGCCGAGGCCUACAUCCAGCUCUGCGACUUCUCCUCAGCUGCCCAGAACUUGCGAAGGGCUUAUUCCUUCGAGCCAGAGAACACCAAGUACCAGGAGCGGCUCACCUUGGUGCUUUACCUGCAGGGCCAGUGCCUGUUUGAGCAAUGUGCCUACCAGGAUGCCCUGAACGUCUUCUCCCAAGCCUCUGAGCUCCAGCCCCAGAAACCCUGCUUCCGCUACCGAUGUAUGGCCUGUCUCCUGGCCCUCAAACGGCAUCGUGACUGCCUCACACUUGUCACCAAGGAGCUGAAGCAUGACACGACCAAUGCCGAUGUCUACAUCCUCCGGGCCAGGCUCUACAACUUCUUCCAGAAGCCCAAACUCUGCUACCAGGACCUGCACAACAGCUUGCUGCUGGAGCCCAAGCACCCACAGGCCAAGGCACUGCUGAAGACGAUGGUGAACCAGGCCCAGCAGGCACGCCAAGAUGCGGGGAUGUUUGCUGUGCAGGGCGACAUGCAGCAUGCGGUUCAGUGCAUUAACUGCGCCAUCGAGAACAGCCCUCUGGACCCCAGCCUCUUCCUCUUCCGGGGCACCAUGUACCGACGGCUCCGGGAGUUUGAUAGCGCUAUAGGGGACUUCCUGAAGGCACUGGACAUGGCGCCUGAGAACCAGGAGGACAUGGUACGGCAGAUGCAGCGUCAGCUGCUGCUGGCCUACAACGACUUUGCUGUGCACUGCUACAUGCAGGGGGCCUACCAGGAGAGCGUGCUGCUGCUGAACAAGGUCCUCAAGGACGAGCAGCAGGAGAAAGGCCUCUACAUCAACCGUGGUGAUUGCUUCUUCCAGCUGGGCAACCUGGCCUUUGCUGAGGCGGACUAUCAGCAGGCGCUGGCGCUAAGCCCGAAGGACCAGGGCGCCAACCUACGCAUGAGCCUGCUGCAGGAGAAGAUGGGCUUCUGCGAGCAGAGGCGCAGGCAGUUCCACAAGGCGGAGAACCACUUCUCAGUGGCCAUCCAGCACAACCCCCAGAAGGCCCGGUACUACCUGCAGCGGGCCAAGAGCCGACAGCUACUGCAAAACUUUUUUGGGGCCCGCCAGGAUGUUGCCACUGUCCUACUUCUUGAACCUAAACAACCACAGCUGCUCCCGCUGAUGACCAACCUCUUCCCGGGCAUGUCGGUGGACGAUGUGCUUAGCAGCCAUGUGGCCCGCCUGGCCAAGCUGCAGCUGGAGCGGGCAGUGGAGAGCAGUCCACAGUCCAGCAUCCCAAAAGGCAUUGUGGGAUUGCUCAGGGAGCGGGAAUUAGAGCGCCAGAAGGCCCGUGCCCUGCAUCGUGAGUGGAAGGUGGAGCAGCCUUACUCCGAAGAGCUGCAGGCCACCCACCAGGACCUGCAGGAGGGCCCAGAGGAAGAAGCUGAGGCCCCGGAGGAGGAGAAGGAAAAGGAGGAGGAACCUGAGCAGCCCCCUGACAAGGGGACAUCCCUGUCCAGCAGCUACAUUGACCAGACCUCCUCAGGCUCCAUCUUGGGCUUCAUAGCCACAUCCACCUCAGAGACAGAGAUGUCCACUAUCUGCCAGGAGUAUAGGAGCACUUCGGCCACUGCUGUGACAUUCUCUGACUCCUCACAGCUGAAGACUCAAUCCUCAGACUCUUGGACAAAUGUGGAGGACAAAAGUCUGAGCCAGAGCCCCAGCAAAACCAAGGCUGCCCUAGGGCCGCGCUGGAGCCUCGGCAAGACUGAAGACUCCCAGGGUCCAAGGCAGAUGCCCAGCAAGACUGAAGGGACUCAGGACCCAAGGCAGAGACACAGCAAGACCGAGGACACCCAGGGCCCAAGGCAGAAGCCCAGCAAGACCAAGGAAACCCACGGCCCAGGGCAGAGGCCCAGCAAGACCGAGGAUACCCAGGACCCAAGUCACAGACCCAGCAAGUCCAAGGACACCCAGGGACCAAGGUGGAAGCUCAGGAAGGCCAAGACUGCCCAAGGCCGGAGCUGGAGACCCAGCAAGUUCCCCACCCAUGGCCACACCUGGGGACUGAAUCAAAGUUCCAGCAAGACUAAGGAUUUCAGUGACCUAAGUCUGAGCCCCAGCAAAACAAAUGUUACCCAGGGCGGGAAACAGAGGUCCAGCAAGGACGAUACUGCCCAGGAAUCGAGCCCAAGUCCCAGCAAGACGAAGAUUUUCUGUGACCCAAGUCAGAAGCCUAUCAAGGCUGAAGCUGCCCAGGGCCAGAGCCAGAGACUCAGCAAGACUAAGGGUGCCCAAGGCUGGAGCUGGGAACCAAGCUCAAGACCCAGCAAGACCAAGGCUGCCCAAGGCACAAGCCAGAGCCCCAGUAAAACUAAGGCCAUGCACAGCCCAAGCCAAAGUCGCCACAAGGUUCAAUCUGCCCAGAGCUGGAGCCAGGGACCAAGCCAAAGUCCUAGCAACAGUGAUUCCAUCUGGGGAACAAGUCCGAAUCUCAGCAAGACUGAGUACACCUGGGAUCUGAGCUGUAGUCCCAGCAAAACUGAGGCCACCCAGGGCCUGAGCCAGAGCCCCAGCCCCAGCAGGAAUAUUGCUCCCUGA
This is a messenger RNA of Trichechus manatus latirostris (Florida manatee), 2856 nucleotides long. RefSeq names its product tetratricopeptide repeat domain 16 (gene TTC16). Gene Ontology annotation, molecular function: protein binding. The record is from RefSeq and is a predicted model, not a curated record. The coding region runs from base 1 to 2856 and encodes 951 amino acids. The transcript has 14 exons. NCBI's taxonomy places the organism in Eukaryota, Metazoa, Chordata, Mammalia, Sirenia, Trichechidae.